Messenger RNA from Halichondria panicea, 3650 nucleotides. RefSeq names its product E3 ubiquitin-protein ligase TRIM71-like. The transcript is spliced from 9 exons. Lineage: Eukaryota; Metazoa; Porifera; Demospongiae; Suberitida; Halichondriidae. Bases 129 to 2426 code for a protein of 765 amino acids. Gene Ontology annotation, molecular function: protein binding; zinc ion binding. The record is from RefSeq and is a predicted model, not a curated record.
GAUACUUUGAUCCUAUGAAUAUUGUUGUGCAUGCAUCACCUGACCUGUCACUGUGAGAGCUGUCAGUCUUUUUCCAAGCUUUGAGUUUUUCUUUCUACUACUAAACACUUAUCUAAAGUUUUGUGUCAAUGGCUGAGAGGCCGAGUGCUGCUCAAGAAGCUCUCUCCAAAGUGGAGGACCAGCUGUCAUGCCUAGUCUGUCUGGAGCCCUACACCAACCCUCGACUGCUCUCCUGUUUCCACGUCUACUGUCAACAUUGUCUCGAGGAUAUAGUUGCCCACAAUCGACAUGGCCAGCUGGAAUGCCCGAAGUGUCGCCGGCCCACCCCCCUACCCCCCACUGGUGUGAGUGGCCUCCAGGCUGCCUUCCAUGUACACCAUCUCUUUGACAUCCAGGAAACACUCAAGAAGGUGAAAGAGCCUCAGAAAUUGGCCUGUGAAAAAUGUGUGAAGACGACUCGUAAAGCCACCAGCUUUUGCCGACAAUGCACCAAGUUCAUCUGCGAGAAGUGUACGGAUACGCACAAAGAAUGGGAGGAGGAGUUCGAAGGUCACGAAGUCGUUACUAUCGAAAAAUUGGAAGGAGAUUUGAUUCGCUUGGUCUCCCCAAAGAAGACGUCCCCUCGCUGCCCCAAACAUGACGAUAUAAUGAGACUUUAUUGCGAAACUUGUGGAGAACUGAUCUGCAUCAAUUGCACUGUCCAAAUACACAAAAACCACAAGUACUGUGUGAUUGCCGACACCUUUGAGAGCCACAAGAAAGAGAUCCUGGACUCUCUGGGACCCGUUGAUAAACAGCUAGAGGCCACCGACACAGCUCUCGUCAAUCUGGAUGGGCGACAUGCCGAACUUGUUGAACACAGUGGAAAACUUGCGACCAAUAUACACUCGAAAUUCGAUGAAAUCCAUCAAGCUCUGUAUGCUCGUGAGGGGGAGCUUAUGGCGGAGUUGGAAGGCCACACCCAACAACAGCUCAAGAGCCUGUCUGCUCAGCGAGAGGAAGUGGAGAUCCUUCAAACCCAACGUAGCAGCUGCCUGCAUUUCGUGAGGGAGAGCAUUCGUACCGGUUCUCCAGGAGACGUGCUCAAGAUGAAGCAAGGUGUGGUGAAGCAAGUGAGAGAGCUGGUGGACACCUUUGACCCCAACACCCUAGAGCCUCGUGAGACAACAAACACCUUUUUUGUGCCUUCUGCUCAGCUGGUCAAAGAUUGCAAGCAGUCUGGAACAAUUUGUACAACAUCAGUAACUGCCACCCCUACAAAAAGACUCGACAAAACCAGAGUACAAGAAGCUGCCAGUCUUCGAUUUUCAAACACAAAUCAUCAACUGAUCCAAUUUCCAUCCUCAAACAUUGAAGCCAAACUUUUCUCUAAGCUGACGAACAAACCCACAUACUGUGUUGUGAAGGAACGAGGGAAGGGAGAGUACGAGAUCUCCUACCAGCCGACAGUGGGCGGGGCCAGUGAGAUGAUCGUGAGAGUGGGUGGAGAGGAGGUGGCAGGAAGUCCAUUCCCUGUGGCAGUCAAGACCCCGAUCGAUAAACUAGGAACUGUUAUCAAGACUAUCAAUGAUCUUAAGUCACCUUGGGGAGUGGCUCUCAACCAAGCUGGGGAGAUAAUUGUGGCUGAAGAAGGAGCUGGUAUUGUCUCGAUAUUUAGCCCCACAGGAGACAAGCUGCGAACAUUAGACACUCGAGGCACAGCUGUUGGGGAGAUGAAGAGUCCUCGUGGUGUGGCAGUGGACGGUGAUGACAAUAUUCUGGUGGUGGACGCUGGUAAUCAUCGACUGUUGAAGUUCUCACGUGGAGGAGACCAGAUAGCAGCAGUAGGGAGUCAUGGCAAUAGUCCUGGACAGUUUAACGAUCCGAUUGGUGUUUGUGUCAACAGUGUCAAUGUGAAGGUGUAUGUGGUUGAUUGGUGUGCUGAAUGUGUUCAGAUCUUCAACUCUGACCUUACCUUCUCCAGCAAGUUCGGCAGUGAAGGCAGUGGUAAUGGACAGUUUAGCUCUCCCUAUGACGUUGCAUCCGAUCGUAGUGGUUGCGUGUAUGUGGUUGAAUAUAUUAGUGAUCGAGUGCAUGUCUUCACACCCAAUGGUGUCUAUCUGAGGCAGUUUGGGAAGAAUGGCAGUGGAAAUGGAGAACUUAACUAUCCUGUCAGCAUCUGUGUGGACAGUGAUGACCUGGUGUAUGUGGGGGAGAAUGGGAACAAUCGUGUCUCUGUGUUCACGUGUGAGGGAGUGUUUCUCAAGUCAUUUGGAUCAAAGAGAUCUGGAUCAAGACAGUUCAAAGACCCAGUCUCCAUGGUGACAUGUAUGGCCAAGGUCAAGGUCCGUUAUGGCAAUUCUGCCACUGUCCUUUGUCGAGUAUCGGGAAGCAUGGGAGGUCAGAUGUCAUCACCAUGCCAUCAGAGCAGUAUUCAUUGGAGCUGACCAAUACGACAGUGGAGAGACUCCACCCUCAGAGGUUAAGGGUCACCGGACUGAUGGUGGGCUACACUGAAGCAUCCUACAAGACAUCAGUAUCCUAAUAUUGUGUGUGUGUGUGCAGUUGCUUAGAGGCUUUGUCGAUGAUGUCACCAUUUUCUUGGCCACCUUCCAGACAUGUUACACACUCCAUCAUGCAGCCUCUAAACCAAGUGCUGGAAUACACGUCGUCCCUCCUCAUCACCUUGGUUUCUCCAUCGCCCCCGGCAACAGCUGGAUGUUGGAGAUGGGUAGAGACUACGCCAUUACUGUGAAUGUGUUCGAUAAAAUGAACCACAAGAUUAUCAUCACUGAGAAUCUCUUGUGUCGAGCCUGUUUUUCCAUGACGAUACAACCAGUGAUUGGUCAUAUGCCAGACGGCCCUCUAUUGACUCAGACCAACAAUCACAAUAUUCAGUUUCCUGUGCGGAGUGGAUGACUUUUGAACCUUGAAAUAAUGCUGUAUGACAAUGUGGGUAGGACGUUUACAACUUCACAUUACUGCAAUGGACGUGGGGAUCGUCCAAUCAGAAUGCUCUACCCACCCCCCAGACCUCACUACAACACAAGGACUCAGAUACGGCAAUAUUCUCCCGGAGUCAAUUUUCUUUUUUCUCUCCUCCUUUGCAAUCCACCAGAACUGACGUCUAACGAAAUACUUUUCUUCAAUCACCCUCUAAAUAAGAGUGCUCUCACUAUAACCCACGGCUAUGAUCAUUCCUGAUAAUGUCAUUGACUUACUUGACUGUUUGCAGUUCCCAGACACUGGUGAGGUUCAUGACCUCCCGACCCUCAUAACCAAGCACCAGGUGGUGGAGAUCAACGACCCAGUGCAAGUGACCCCCAAACACCUCGUCAUUCUCUGGGACUCCCAAACAGAGCCCAAAUACCAGCACCAAUUGAAUUCUCGUGCAUGGACAAAGAUGAUGUGAAGAGUUUUGGAGUGCUUGCUUGUGAAGUGGUGAAUGCCAGAUUUCUUGAAGCUGCUGUAUUUCUUGGUCUGCUAUCGAGUAUGGAAGGUGUAUGGCGGGAGCUCCACCCACUCAUCACCUCCUGUGUCCCCUCAGGACAGACCCUCCAUGGACACUGUGCUACACCACAUCAAACAAUUGGACUCUGAGUCUUAGCAUUGGUGCAUGAGUGUGUUAUUAUGUAAAGAAUAAAUAUUAUGAAGACAUAUUUUUUACCUUA